AACAGGAAAGAAGCAUCUUCUUCUUUUUCUCCUUCUUCCUCCUUGCCACCAUUGAUCAUCGCCAUCUCCGUUCCGCCGCCGCCGCCGCCGCCGCCGCCGCCGCCGAUGAUGGAGGAGGACCAAACCAACAUCGUCGUCUUCCCCUUCAUGGCUCAAGGCCACAUCAUCCCCUUCCUCGCCCUCGCCCUUCACCUCGAGAGCAAGCUCAGGCGCCUUCCCAACCUCACCAUCACCUUCCUCAACACCCCUCUCAACAUCGCCAAGCUCCGCUCCUCCCUCCCUCCCUCCACCGCCCUCCGCCUCGUCGAGCUCCCCUUCCGCCCCUCCGACCACGGCCUUCCCCGGACGCCGACAACACCAACGCCUCCCUACCCCCUCGUCGCCCGCCUCCUCCACGCCUCCACCUCCCUCCGAGGGCCCUUCCGCGACCUCCUCCUCGGCCUCGUCGCCGGCGGCCGGAAGCCCCUCUGCGUCAUCGCGGACAUCUUCUUCGGCUGGACCGCCACCGUGUGCCGCGAGCUCGGCAUCUUCCACGCCGUCUUCAGCGGCGCCAGCGGGUUCGGCCUCGCCUGCUACUACUCCCUUUGGGUCAACCUGCCUCACCGGAAGAAGCCAGAUGCCGUCGAGUUCUCGUUGCCGGACUUUCAGGAAGGGUCGCCGGUGCACGUCUCGCAGCUGCCGCUGACCAUCCUCGAGGCCGACGGGACCGACGAGUGGUCGGUGUUCCAGGCUUCGAACCUCUCAGCCUGGGCGGAUUCGAACGGGAUCCUGUUCAACACGGUGGCCGAGUUCGACGGCGUCGGGCUGUCCUACUUCCGGCGGAAGCUCGGCGUGGAGGUCUGGCCGGUGGGGCCCGUCCUCUUGUCCGAGAAAAACCGCCGCUCCACGACGCCUUCGAGGCCGGAUGGCGCGAGCCCGGAGCAGUGCACAGCUUGGCUGGACACGAAGCCUCCAAAGUCAGUGCUCUACGUGUCGUUCGGCUCCAUGAACACCCUCACCGCCCCGCACAUGAUGGAGCUGGCGACCGCGCUGGAGUCCAGCGGCCGCGACUUCCUAUGGGUGGUGAGGCCGCCGGUCGGGCACGACAUAAACGCCGAGUUCGACGCGGGGGCGUGGCUGCCGGAGGGGUUCGAGCGGAGGACCGCAGGGAGGGGGCUGCUGGUGGAGAGGUGGGCGCCGCAGGCGGAGAUACUGGCGCACGGGGCGGUGGCGGCGUUCCUGACGCACUGCGGCUGGAACUCGGUCCUGGAGGCGCUGAGCAACGGGGUACCGCUGCUGGGGUGGCCGAUGGCGGCGGAGCAGUUCUUCAACGCGAGCCUGCUGGAGGGAGGCGGGGUCGGGGCCUGCCUGGAGGUGGCGCGGGGGAGGAGCGGCGAGGUGAGGGCCGAGGCGCUGAGGGAGAAGAUCGAGACGGCGAUGGGGGAGACGGAGAGUGGGAGGGAGAUGAGGAGGCGGGCGAGGGAAGCGAGGGACAUGAUCCAGAGCGCCCUGAGAGACGACGCCGGCGCCGGCGCCGCAGCCAGGGGGUCGUCCGUGCGGGCGCUGGACGAGUUCAUCGACGCCGCGAUGUCGGCGAUGGCGGAGAGCCGAAACGGACCGAAGAUCAGCAACGGGGACGCGUCCAUUCCCAGGGAGCAGAUCUCCACGAGCGUGUAAGGGGACGUGGCGGUUCCAGAUUCACGAGCCAGCAGCGAGGCUCAAAUCAUUUAUAUAUACUCAAUGUAAUCAACUAAUCAUCAAUGAGCGCCAGCUUUCUAGUUAGCUCUCAGUCACAUCGGGCAUGGAAAUCUCUCUCUCCUCCUCCAGGAAUUCUCAAUCCCCUCCUCCUCCUCCAGAGUCUCUUCCGGCAUCAUCGUCUGAAGUCGCUUCUAUGGUCAAAGUCAAUCUUCACUGCUAAAGAUGGGCAUCAGUGAUUGAUCGAUGGGUAUCCAAUAUUUUCCACCGCGAACGCCGGUCCUUUCUUCCUCUCUUCUCUUCUGGAUCUUUGUCGGAUCGUGUUGCCAUCGUUUUCGAGGCUCUAAAAAAUCUCCCUCCUUUUCGACCGCGAAAGCACGUCCAUUUCUGUGUGAAAACAAGAAGGUAUUUUACUUGAUUUUCUUUUUCAA
Eucalyptus grandis is the source of this 2105-nucleotide messenger RNA. Its product is annotated as UDP-glycosyltransferase 92A1. Gene Ontology annotation, molecular function: UDP-glycosyltransferase activity. NCBI's taxonomy places the organism in Eukaryota, Viridiplantae, Streptophyta, Magnoliopsida, Myrtales, Myrtaceae. The record is from RefSeq and is a predicted model, not a curated record.